Messenger RNA from Agelaius phoeniceus (red-winged blackbird), 534 nucleotides. RefSeq names its product interleukin 10 (gene IL10). NCBI's taxonomy places the organism in Eukaryota, Metazoa, Chordata, Aves, Passeriformes, Icteridae. Gene Ontology annotation, biological process: immune response. Gene Ontology annotation, cellular component: extracellular region. The record is from RefSeq and is a predicted model, not a curated record. Gene Ontology annotation, molecular function: cytokine activity.
AUGAGGACCUGCUCCAGGGGCACAGCUGUGCCCAUCCUGCUGCUCCUGCUGCUGCUGGGCACCGCCUGCGCCCAGCCCUCCUGCCUGCGCUUCCCCGAGCUCCUGCCCGCCAAGCUCAAAGAGCUCAGGCUCAAGUUUGAGGAAAUCAGGGAUUAUUUUCAAUCAAAAGAUGACGACCUCAGCAUCCAACUGCUCAGCUCGGACCUGCUGGAGGAAGUCAAGGGGAGCCUGGGCUGCCAGUCGGUGUCGGAGAUGAUGGAAUUCUACCUGGAGGAGGUUCUGCCCAGGGCCAUGAGGAGCAGCAGCCAGCACCAGCACAGCAUGGGCGACCUGGGCAACCUCCUGCUGAGCCUCAGAGCCAUGAUGAGACGCUGUCACAAAUCCUUCACCUGUGAGGAGAGGAGCAGGAGCAUGAAGCACGUCAAGGAGACCUUCAGCAGGAUGAAGAGGAAUGGAAUCUACAAGGCCAUGGGAGAGUUUGACAUCUUCAUCAACUACAUUGAAAGAUAUUUAACAAUGAAGAGAAGGAGCUGA